Messenger RNA from Drosophila bipectinata, 2130 nucleotides. It is a transcript of the gene Fbw5, whose product is annotated as F-box and WD repeat domain containing 5. Gene Ontology annotation, molecular function: protein binding. NCBI's taxonomy places the organism in Eukaryota, Metazoa, Arthropoda, Insecta, Diptera, Drosophilidae. Gene Ontology annotation, biological process: protein ubiquitination. Gene Ontology annotation, cellular component: Cul4-RING E3 ubiquitin ligase complex; SCF ubiquitin ligase complex. The record is from RefSeq and is a predicted model, not a curated record.
GUAACGGAGAAAGUUAGUUUACCUUCGAAAAUUUGUUAAUUGCUUGUAAUUACCCAACCGAACUCACUCAAUCUUGUAUCAACUGAUUUACUACCAAAAAUUGUACUAAAGAAAACUUCUCCGACUCGAAAGUUCAAUGGAAGUGACCUUCAAAAAGGCCAGACUCAUGAAAGAUAUAAACUCGGUGCAAGCCAAUGGUGAGGAAAGCGAAUCCGAAUGUGAAAGCGAAAGUUAUCCGGAUAGCCACACAUAUGGUUGGUGGGCUUUGCCGGAACCUACGCUCCUUAACAUUUUCGAGCGUCUGUCUGUAGUUGAUCUGCUGCAGGCGAGCCUCUGUUGCCGCAGAUGGAACGAGGUCGCCAACGAUGACUUGCUGUGGCGACUGAAGUUUCAGGAGCGCUUUAGAGCCUCUCCGAGCAUUCAGCUGAAGCCGGGGGCUCAGAGUUGGCGUCAUGAGUACCAGCGAUUGUCCACACACAUACCCUUUGUGCUGACGCAGCGCUUGGAGCCAACGAUGGAGACCAACCACGGACACACACAUCAGGUGCUUCACGUGAGCUUCGCCCACAACGGAGAGAUGUUCGCCACCUGCUCCAAAGAUGGAUAUGUGAUAGUGUGGAACUCGAAUCAUCCAUGCACCGAGAGGUAUGCGCAUAAUAUGAAACAGUUCAGCUGGAAGUAUUCCCAGUACUCCCAGUUCAACCAGAGCGACACCCUGUUACUUGUCUCCGGAGUGCAUUUCGGGACGCCGCAAUCUACUUCAGGGGAAAUUGCGGUGUUCUACUUGGGAGCGACCGAGUCACACCUUAGAUGUAGGGUUGUGAAUCGUCCCUAUGACAUAUUCGGCACCUGGUUUAGCGACCAGUAUCUGAUCUCCGGCGACCUGCAUUGGCUGGCCCACUUGGUGAGUACUUCGGUUCUGUGGCUUAAUAAGGCGAACCAAGAGAUAGACUCGGAACACGUUCCGAUAAUGAGUCAAAUGUACAAAUUCUACAACCGCAAUGCCAGUUCGGUCAGGGCUAUUAUGAUAGCUAGGUGCCCAUGGCUGGAAGAGAGCAACGAUCCGUUAGCCGCAGCAGCGGAGGCUGCAUCCAGUACUGCUGCUCCGCCACCCAAAAAUGAUCCGGGACCUAGCUCGUUGGCAAGUGGCAAUCCACUGUCCCAUGCAGCUAGCCUGCGUAGGACGAGAAGUGCUACACCCGAGGAGAGUAACCUGCCUGACAUCAGCGAGCAACGUUCCAAGGAGCGAACUGGAGACGCCACCAUCCAUUAUCUGGAUGAGUACAGAAAGGCGGUGGCCCCAGCGAGCGAGGCCAACGAAGAGGAAGAUGACGAGGAGUACGAAUCGAUGGACGUGCAUGAGGAAUAUGACGAACUAGAGAGCAAUAUGCCCAAGUAUCUCAUAUUCUCGACGGGCUCCAAGACCUUUACACCUCACCAGAUCGGCUUUAAGCGCAUUCGAAACGUUUACUUCCCAAAAAAACUAGAUCCUGGUCCCUCGUUGAAGCAGAGGAUAGCCGCCAAGAAGGCUGCAGAGCAGCAGCAACAGCAGACACCCCGCACCGAUCCCGACUGGUGGGACUAUGAGUCCGUCAAGGAUCGGUUUGACCAAGUUGAUAAGGUGAUAGAUCUCCACGGGCACAUAAUUGGCAUGGCGCUGAGUCCAGAUCACCGAUACUUAUAUGUUAACACACGUCCAUGGCCGCACGAUUACGUUAUUACCAAUCCACUAGAACCACCGCCAAUCGCACAAGAGAUCGACAUCCAUGUAAUAGACCUUAUGACCCUAAAACGGGUGGGAAACAUGCUACGGGCUCACAAGGCCUACACGCCCAGCACAGAGUGCUUCUUCAUUUUUCUCGAUGUCUGUGAAGAAUAUGUGGCCAGCGGGGCUGAGGACCAUCAUGCCUACUUGUGGGAUCGCUACUACGGCAUCAGCCUGGCAAAGUUUAAGCACUCGGAUGUAGUUAAUAGCGUAGCAUUUAAUCCUCGUGACUCCGAAAUGCUUGUGACCACCAGUGAUGACUACACUAUUAAGGUUUGGCGCUCUAGGGCCAAGGCAAAGGAGUACAACAUCCCAGUGAACGUAAGCGAAUCCUUUGAGCUCAAGCACAAGAACUGAGGUCUCCG